Messenger RNA from Beauveria bassiana ARSEF 2860, 666 nucleotides. Its product is annotated as GNAT family acetyltransferase, putative. Lineage: Eukaryota; Fungi; Ascomycota; Sordariomycetes; Hypocreales; Cordycipitaceae. Gene Ontology annotation, molecular function: acyltransferase activity, transferring groups other than amino-acyl groups. The transcript has 2 exons. The coding region runs from base 1 to 666 and encodes 221 amino acids. The record is from RefSeq and is a predicted model, not a curated record.
AUGCCUCUACAUAUGCGCGUGGCCACCGAGGCCGAUACAGACGCCAUUGGCCGCGUGGCUACGGCCGCCUUUGACCCUGCCACAGAUGCCAUUGCGCGCAACCUCUUUCCCGCACGGCUGCAGCCGGCCGUGCCCAAGCCCGAGAAUGCCGCGAUUGCGUGGCGACAGACGCGCAAGGGUAUCAAGAUGAACACGGAGCGCAUCACGCUGAUGGUCGUGACGGACGAGCAGCUCGACGGCAAGAUUGUCGGCUUCUCCAUGUGGGAAGAGCCACUGGCCGAGGGACAGGCGGGCGAGUCCGCGUCCAAGGAACUCGUUCCGUGCGAGACACUGGAUGAAGAGGCAUACAAGGAGCUGCGAAGAGUGAGUGAAGAGGCCACGUUGGGUUUUCUCGGCAAGGAUGGCGCAAAGCACAUGUGGUAUCUCGACUACCUGGGAGUCGAUCCAGGCCAACAGCGCAGAGGAAUCGGAAAGAUGCUGCUCGAUUGGGGCCUAGAAAAGGCCCGAGAGCAAGACAAGGACGUGUACCUGAUUGCGACACCCGCGGGUCGUCCACUAUAUCAAGCAGUGGGAUUCGAAGAUUUGGGCUCUUUUAUGUUGUUCGAUACACCGCAUCACGGCAUGAUAAAGAGGCGGCCGGGGUAUAGACGAAUCUCGAACGAAUAG